CACAUGGAGCCUGAUGGACUUGAAGAAUGGGAACGAGGAGAUCAUAGAUUUAAAUUCAGCGAAAACAUUCCGAUAGCUUACCUCUGUUUCUUUACUGGAUUUCAGGUGAUGUUCUUACUAGGCCUAGCUUACUCGAUAAAAAGACUGUACUCAGAAUACAGACAAGAGUACAGGGAUAGGUUCAAGAUAAUCCAAAUGAGCUUUAUCAUCAGCUACCUUUUUACCAAAAAUGCUUAUAACAUCUUUGUACUCUUCAGGGCACGAAGCACAGAGUUCUUCCAUUUGCCAAUUUUGGCUCUGACAAGUUUUUUCUUUUACUAUUUUGAAGUUAUAAAUGACACCUGCUGGUUGUCCUUUAUAAUUCAUUUAAAAUACAUGAAUAACAGGCUAUGCGAAGAAAGUAUCUCGAAAGUGAUAAGACGGGAAAAAGUUAUCUCAUUCUGAGUGUCCUUUGUAGCUAUUCUAUGUCUCCUCACCUGGCUUGGGAUAAUCGUUGCUUCUUUUGUAUACGGUUGAUAUCGUGCAGAAUGUUAUGUGUUGAAGGGAGACCCUGAAUUUAAAAGCAACGAGUGUGAUCACCUACAUACAGCUAGUCGGGUGUAUACCAUAGUCUUAUUCGGAAUCGGAGCAGCAGCUGCGAUCUUGAAGAUAUUCAUCGGCUACAUAAUGCUUUCCACUAUGAAAAAGACUUUAUACAUACCCUACAUUAGAAUCAGGACAGGUGUGGCCUUCACAGUAUUAGCAACAUUGGUCGUAAUUUCUUUAAAUGCUGCUUAUAAUUAUAGCAACCAGUUUUCGUAUAGCAUCUGGUUAGUUUUCCUAUUAUCAAUGAAAAAUGUAUCUAAUUCGCAAUUAGCGUUCACUACUAUAACUACAUUCUGUAAUUCAUUCUUAGAAGUGCUCCUGAUGAUAUAUACUGCGGAGAAAAUAGAUUUUAAAAACUACAUUAUGAUUCUUUUGGAAGGCCGAAUGAAGUUUACACUAGCUCCAAGAAUCUCUACUUUCCUCAAGCUCAAUAGAGUAAGAUUUUGAAUCGACCAGAAAGUACCCCUGCUGACGGAAGAUGAGCAAAGUGACUUAUCAAGAUCAAACCUAACAUUUAAAAGAGCUCUAGAGGAGGAAGAUACUUCACUCACAAACUUCUUUGAAAGGACUCCUGAAGAGAACAGAGCGAUUAAGACUCAACUUAGCUCUAACCUUAGGGAGAGGCUUAAUACUGCAUCUAGUAAGGCUAGUAAGGCUUCUUGAGGGCAGGAACAUUCUUGUACCUCAAUCAUGAGCAAAUCUAUUGAGCCUGUAAUUUAAUGAUAUCCAAUGCUAAAAUUCACAAUC
Messenger RNA from Moneuplotes crassus, 1332 nucleotides. The record is from the annotation of a GenBank genome assembly. Lineage: Eukaryota; Ciliophora; Spirotrichea; Euplotida; Euplotidae.